AUGGGCAGCAAGCAGACGGUCUUCACUCACGAGCAGCUGGAAGCGUAUCAGGACUGCACGUUCUUCACGAGGAAGGAGAUCAUGAGCGUGUGGGGUCACUUCGGCCAUCACGAUCGGGUUACUGAUGGGGAAACUGAGGCUGACCCCAAGCCCGGGCGGGCAGAGACAGUCCUUAGUGGCUUGGAGACCUCAGCAGCAACGGUCCCCACGGGGCUGCUGCUCAGCGUGCCCCAGUGGAGGCACGGCGUCACCAGGGUCUUCUACCGCUACCAGGACCUGGCCCCCCAGCUCGUCCCACUGGAUUACACCAGCCGCCCCGACGUGAGGGUGCCCUACGAGCUCAUCGGCAGCAUGCCCGAGCUGAAGGACAACCCCUUCCGCCAGAGGAUCGCCCAGGUCUUCUCGGAGGACGGAGAUGGCCACAUGACUCUGGACAACUUCCUAGACAUGUUUUCUGUCAUGAGCGAGAUGGCUCCCCGUGACCUCAAGGCCUAUUACGCUUUCAAAAUUUAUGACUUCAACGAGGACGACUACAUCUGCGCCUGGGACCUGGGGCAGACGGUGACCAGGCUGACCCGCGGGGAGCUCAGCGCAGAGGAGGUGGCCCUGGUGUGCGACAAGGUGCUGGACGAGGCCGACAGUGACCAGGACGGGCGCCUGUCCUUGGAAGACUUCCAGAACAUGAUCUUGCGGGCGCCUGACUUCCUCAGCACCUUCCACAUCCGCAUCUGAAGGGGCCGCGGACGACAGGCCGGUGGAGCCACAGAAGGGGCGGGCGGACCCCUGGCCCCACCGCGGGGCCUCCACUCGGGGAAUAAACGCAGUCGCUGGCUCACACCUCCUUCGGGGCUCGCAUUUUCCCACUUUAAAACUGGCAGGCGGGAGGGAGGAGGCCUGGAAUCUUGCAUUUGCCUGCUGCUGUGUGGCGCCCGGUGUGGCCACACCCUCUCUGGGCCUCGGGGGUCUGCGUGUUUGUGCGAGGAAGAGAGCUGACUC
Messenger RNA from Microcebus murinus (gray mouse lemur), 996 nucleotides. Lineage: Eukaryota; Metazoa; Chordata; Mammalia; Primates; Cheirogaleidae. The record is from RefSeq and is a predicted model, not a curated record.